Molecule: messenger RNA, 1103 nt
Organism: Rhodofomes roseus
Lineage: Eukaryota; Fungi; Basidiomycota; Agaricomycetes; Polyporales; Fomitopsidaceae
Product: adaptin ear-binding coat-associated protein 1
Exons: 6
Coding region: 136-771 (211 amino acids)
Biological process (GO): endocytosis
Cellular component (GO): membrane; clathrin vesicle coat
Source: RefSeq, a predicted model, not a curated record
CAUGGCAGUAAGUACAGCACCACCGCCACCGCCAGCCGCGGCGCGCACACUGGGCCUUUCUGGCAUAGCCGCCACUGCUACAUCUAUAUAACUGUCGACUGCGUUUGCGUCUCACUCGUCCGAAGAACCAUCGCGAUGGACGAAUUCCAGGAGGAAGAGAUUGAGAGCGUACUCUACAUCGGAAGAGAGGUGUCAGUAUUUAAGAUCCCUCCUCUGAAGAAGAACGAGGGACACCGCGCGCAGGAGUGGGGUGAUCUGGGUCAACCUCUGUGGAAGGGUAGGCUACGGAUCAUCGAGCGGUCAAGCGGUGUCUCCAUCCAGUUCGAGGAUGUUAAUACCGGGGAACUAUUCGCGAAAGCCGACUAUGAUCCCGCCAAACCAUGUGUGGAGGCUGUCCUCGACUCCUCCCGUUACUUCGUCGUUCGAGUGGAGGACAACGGUCGCCGGGCGUACAUCGGCAUGGGUUUCCUCGAACGCACAGAUAGCUUCGACUUCAAUGUCACUCUACAAGACUACACAAAGAGAUGGCGCGCUCGCAUGAACCCACCAGAUCCCGCCGCCGAGACGUCAGCAGCUCCAGCAGGCCCCAAGAAGGACUACUCGCUGAAGGAGGGUCAGACCUUCUCGAUCGCAAUACCAGGGCGCGCAAAGAACACCACCACUGCCACCACCGCCUCGAAUUUGCUCGGGGGCAGCACGUCAGCCUCCUCGUCUGGUGGUGGGUUUGGCGUGCCUCUGCUACCACCACCUCCCAGUGCGCCCCGGAGAUGACAAGACGUCGACCGGUAUGGGUGUUGGAUGGAUCCUCCUGAUUUCGAAAUGUAUCAUAGUGCAACCUUGUGGAAUGAUAAUUCCCAAGUACUGCAACUCCGACUCGGUCUCGACAGUCCCAUUUUCCAUGCGCGUCCCCUUAUGUGCGAAAGGGAUGUCGGUCAUGAGAGCGAUGCGAUGUUGAGUACUAUACAAUGACGGUACAUGGCCUCCGUCGUACAUAAGUACUACUUAGUAGAUGCCCGACAAGAUCAAAUUCUCGUCGAUCACAGUUAGGCUUUAGUGCAACGUUAACGCGUUCUGAUACACUGUUAGGGGGCGCCACAGUACAU